This is a messenger RNA of Dimorphilus gyrociliatus, 2013 nucleotides long. NCBI's taxonomy places the organism in Eukaryota, Metazoa, Annelida, Polychaeta, Dinophilidae. The record is from the annotation of a GenBank genome assembly.
CUUCCUUCAUUAUCACCCAGGGAACGCGCAAAUAUGUCAUCUCGUCGGUCUAGACCGGCUCCAGCGCCAAGAAAACCAUACUCUGAUGAUCAAAAUCACAUAUAUGAAUGUAAAGCGGCUUACUUAGUGAUUACUGAUGACAUUGAUGAUAAUUUACGUUCUAGAAAAGAGUUAAUUCAAGCUUUGCAACAGAGUGGCAGGAAUUUAACUCGUAGAGCAUUGGAUAAAUACUGGAAACAUGAUACAAGCUCAAUUUCUUUUGAAGAGUUCUGUAAAAUUUGUAAGAAUGAAAAGCAAACUAAAGAAGAUGAUCUUAUUAAAGCUUUUAAAAAGAUUGAUAUAAAUGGCGAUGGUUUUAUUACAAAUGAUGAAUUGUAUCGUGUAAUGACAACUAGAGGAGAAAGAAUGACUAGGGAUGAAGUUCAAGAAAUUAUUGAUGACGUUGACACUAAUAGAGAUGGAAAAUUAAAUUAUGAAGAAUUUUCGCAUAUGAUUUUGAAAACUCAACAAGAAUCGAUUGAAUUUGCUAAAGCUCGAUUAAACAAGAAGGAAAAACGAUCAAAAUCAUCAUUAUCUUAUUCUUCGAAAAGAGACAAAGAAGAUAAUGACAAGGAUUUAUACUUAUCAGCAGAUGAGACAAAAUCUGAUGAUUCUAUGAGAGUAUCUAGUGACAAUGAAAAGCGUCCAGCCAGAAAAUUCCAGAGUAGAAACAGCGCAGCAGCCGCUAAUGAUAGUAGUGAUCUUGAUGUCGAUGAUGACGAUGACGAUGAUGAUGAAGACGAUGAUGGUGAUGAUAUCGUUAUCGCCGGUUCAUCAAGUAAAUCAACAAGACACCGAUCAGACAGACGUGAAAGCUCAGGUGAUAGAAAGGAUUAUGGAGUGGUGAAAUUUUCGUCGUCGUUGAAAACUCCAACUUUAAGCAAACCAAAAGGCUCUCAAGAAUUGGAGAGAAGGGGUUGGUACGGUUGUAAUAGAAAAGGUCUUUUCUUUGCUGAAACUAAUGAUGUUACAACGAAUCAUACUUAUACGUUUAAAACAAGGGAAACAACAAAAGUGUUCAUAGCUUUAAAGUCAUCCCUUAAUUGGAAAGAUAUUAUUGAUACCAUGCUAUUUAUUUUUGACGAUAGAAAUCACAUAGUGGCCUGUUCUGACGAACAUGACGAACUUGGCAGAAUUAUUCUGUCAGCAUCCCUAAAGCCAGGAGUGUAUACAGUUGUUCCGCAUACUUUUGGUUACAAAUUUUCAAAAGCUGAGAGGAAACAAACAAGAAGAUCAAGUAGACAAGUUGAUCUUGUUAAAUUAGAACGAAAUGCUUAUAGAAUUACUGAUGAAUUUAAAACUGCGCUAAGCAAGAUAUUCGAAAUGAAUGAUUUGGAUAGCAAUGGAAAAAUGAGUAAAGAUGAAUUUUUUGUGUAUAAUAUACGCACUUCCGGUGAUAUAUGUAGAGAGGAGGAAUGGAAGGUUGUAGAGGAUAAUGUAACAAUGGAAGAGAAUGAAAUAACAAGAAAAGGUUUCUUUGAAUUAAAUCAAAUGGAAGCAGAUGAAUGUGAAGGAGAUACCGAUGAUCUCUGGGUAACAUUAAAUUCUAUGGGCUUUAAUAAACAAUUGGAAUUAACUAAGGCUCAUCCAUUUGUUCUUCAUGUGUAUCAAGAUAACAAUAAACCAACUCUAACAAUAAAUCAUUUCGAAGAUAAAAAGAGUGUAAAUGUUGGAAUGGACCCUGUGAUUUUUGAUAAGGCCCUGAGCAGCUACAUUAGAAGCAAAGGUCAAAGGAAGUCUUUGGAUGAUAUCACAAUCUAUGUCAUGGAGAAGGAAUUUAAUGUUCUUGUUGUAGCAAUUAAUGAGGGAAGAAAGAAAAAGUUAAACCUUGACUUUAACAAAAGUCUCAAUUUGGCAGCAAUAGAAGAAGACUUAAACUUUUCAUUAGAAUUAUCAAACGGAGAACAGAAGAUUAUCGACCUGUUUGUCGAAAAUGAAAGGAGAAAAUGGGAAUUUCAUCUAUCGGCGGAAUAG